AUGCCUCAAUGCAUAAGAAUCCCUACGGAUGAUGCCAUAUCAACCAUCAACUACAUCGCAAUACAAGCAAUCUUCUAUGGAAAAAUGGCCAAGCAAGUGAUUGAUCAACAACCGGAUAGAACCAGGAAGCAUAUCGCCAGUGAUUACGUGGCUCUUCUCAACCAAGAUGGUGGACUUGAAGGGCAUGCAUUGAUGGAUGCAAUCGAUUGCAAUGAUGAAGAUUCUGGAAUGUUGCUUGGUUACUUUGGACGCCGUCAAGAGGAACGAUGA
Molecule: messenger RNA, 270 nt
Organism: Lichtheimia ornata
Lineage: Eukaryota; Fungi; Mucoromycota; Mucoromycetes; Mucorales; Lichtheimiaceae
Exons: 1
Coding region: 1-270 (89 amino acids)
Source: RefSeq, a predicted model, not a curated record